Messenger RNA from Fusarium redolens, 1473 nucleotides. RefSeq lists its product as uncharacterized. The record is from RefSeq and is a predicted model, not a curated record. The transcript has a single exon. Lineage: Eukaryota; Fungi; Ascomycota; Sordariomycetes; Hypocreales; Nectriaceae. Bases 74 to 1351 code for a protein of 425 amino acids.
AACCCUUUGCCUUACACCUGAGCUUAUGCCCGUUUACCUCAAAAGUCAAUCUAUCAUCCUAUGAGGAUUUAUCAUGACUAAGUUCAAGCGCAAUGCACAAUCGCAACCAAAGCAUGGGAAACCGUCGGUCAGCAGUGCAUCUAAGGCACCGGUUGCACCACCAAGCCGCCGUCCGGGAUGGACUGGACCAAGCUAUAUACGGAAAUCCGCCAAACAGACGCCUGCAGCAGUGAAGGAUAAUAGCUCGACAGAACAGAUCCAGAGUCUAUCUGUUAAACAUCAACAACUCAUUCUUGACACAAUCAGAACUACAUUUCCUGCCGUCGACGAAUUCAAUGCAUUGAUACCAGUAUUACGCGAGGUCAGGGAAGCCCUCGAGCAAAAGGACUACUGCAAAGCAUUCGGGACCAAGAAGUUCUUGGAGGCAUAUACAAUCCGUUGGAGCCCUAGUAGAGCUCUGACAAUUGCAAAUGUGUUAGCUUGGAUUUGCAGUGAGAUGAGAGAGGCUGCAUGGGUCCAACAGUUUCUUCACAAUGAUGGGCAAAAGCCAUCCAAGAUCGUAUGCAUUGGGCGAGGAGGAUCCGACUUAUUAGCAUGUGUGGCAUUGCUAAAGCACUGUCAUCAAAGCAAACUCGACGAAAUUCCCCGGCUAGAGUCAUCUUCUCCUGAUGCGAUAAUGCAAGACAUUAUUUCUAUCACUACCUCACACCUCGACCCUGAUUACAACGACAGUGCUAUGGUUGAUCUCAACCUCAUUGAUAGGCACGAUUGGUCAGGGAUUGUCACAAAACUACAACAUAAUCUCACACAUUCUCCUACUCUUUCUAAAUAUGCGACCGCUAAGGCGCACGCUUCAAAAACCUCUGCUAUCCCAUCUCACGUCUUAAAUCUAGCAGUCAACCACUUCGACAUCCUCGAAAGCAGAAGUACAGAUCUGCGUGCGAUGAUUGGGCCUAACCCGGCACUAAUUACUCUCUUCUUUACGCUCCACGAAUUCUACUCGAUCUCAAUAUCUAAAACCACAGCUUUCUUAUUGAGACUGACUUCGACAGCACCUAAAGGAAGUCUAUUGCUUAUUGUAAAUAGCCCUGGAGCUGAUGUCGCGCUACCUGAUAGUAGCAACAAAGGACAAGAAAAGAAAUAUCCAGUCGAGUGGCUACUUUACCAAGCUCUGCUACCGCCCAAGAGUAGGCCUUACACUAGCACAAAUUCAGAGGAGGAGGAACCGCCAGCAUGGGCGAAACUUAUCGAAGGUGGCCAUGAAAAGGAGUAUAAGUUACCUGCAGCACUAAGAUUUCCAGGAAGUCUAGAGAAUACCAGGCUCCAGGUGCACCUACUGGAGCGUUUAUGAUAGAGCGUUUAUGAUAGAACGUUUAUAAUAGCUAGGCUUAUCUUAUAACUGUUAUUCUGAAAUUAAAUUGGCUAAUCAUGCUCGGGUCGUUCCAUGUUCCGGCUCCCUAACCGCGUUGAAAG